This is a messenger RNA of Komagataella phaffii GS115, 636 nucleotides long. RefSeq lists its product as hypothetical. The record is from RefSeq and is a predicted model, not a curated record. The transcript has 2 exons. NCBI's taxonomy places the organism in Eukaryota, Fungi, Ascomycota, Pichiomycetes, Pichiales, Pichiaceae. Bases 1 to 636 code for a protein of 211 amino acids. Gene Ontology annotation, molecular function: RNA binding.
AUGGCGACUCUCUACGUUCGAAAUCUGAACGAAAAAGUCUCGGUCAACACUUUAAAGAAAAAACUAGAUGAACUGUUUUCGCCAUAUGGAAAUGUUCUCGCAAUCACAGCUCACAAGAAUCUGAAAAUGAAGGGACAAGCCUUCGUAGCUUAUGCAAAACAGGAGAACGCAAUCGAUGCGGUGCAAUCACUCCAAGGAACAAUGCUCUUCGAUAAACAAUUGGAGAUUCAGGAUGCUACAUCCCAAAGCGAUGCAGUGUUGAAGGAAACGUUGGGCAAGACAGAGUUUGAAGAUUACUUGAAAAAGAGGAAAGUAGAGAAGGAACAAAAGAAUAGGAAACGAGCCUCUUCCGACGAAGAACCAAAACAAAAGACUAAACGUAUAAAGAUAGUGAUCAACAAUGAGCCUAACAAGUUACUCCUACUGCAAAAAGUGGAUCCAGAGUUGACAUCUGCAGACAUCAAAUCAAUAUUCGACAAAUUCCAGGGCCUUAAAGAGAUCAACCUAGUGAAACCAAGAAAUCUUGCACUAAUAGAAUUUACUGAAGAGUCAGCAGCCGUUAUCUGCAAAGAAGCACUGGGCCAAACAAUCCAAAUCAAAAACCAUGAAUGCUAUCUGACAUACGCAAAGAAGUAG